Molecule: messenger RNA, 2610 nt
Organism: Ceutorhynchus assimilis (cabbage seed weevil)
Lineage: Eukaryota; Metazoa; Arthropoda; Insecta; Coleoptera; Curculionidae
Source: the annotation of a GenBank genome assembly
ACAUGAACAACCUAACCUAGAAACUAAAAAAAUAUAAACAAAAAAACAAAUCAACAAAUUAUGCAUUAAUUCAACUAGUAAAGUAAAUAAGAUGUUAAAUAAUCUAAAAAACACCAUAAAAUUGACCCAAAGUGUUGUGAAAUUUUCCCAAAAAGUCGCCAGACCUUUGCCGUCGAAAAAACCCAAAGCACCUGGAAACGCUAUUCAAAGUUUCAUCGACGCUAGGCAAUUAAGAGUGGUCGGAGGCCAAGGAGGCGACGGUUGCAUCUCCUUUCUCCACUUGUGGAGCAACGAAAACGCCGGCCCCGACGGGGGCGACGGCGGUCACGGCGGCCACGUGAUAUUCCAAGCCACCAGUGACGUCAGAGAUUUGAGCCAAGUACCAACCGUAGCCAAAGCUUGUAACGGCGAAAAGGGCGGCAACAAAGAUUGCAAUGGUAAAAAUGCUGAACAUCUCUUACUAAAGGUACCAGUUGGUACUGUAAUCAAAAAUAGCGAAGGCAAAGUCAUUGGGGAUUUGAGCAAAGCCGGGUUGAUGUUUGUAGCUGCCCGUGGGGGAGCUGGAGGCAAAGGCAAUCACUUUUUUAUCACUGACAUUGAGCAAACGCCAAAAAUAUGCGAAUAUGGAGCAAUGGGUGAAGAUACAGAAUAUAUCAUAGAAAUAAGAAGCAUGGCUCAUGUAGGGCUAAUAGGAUUCCCCAAUGCAGGCAAAAGCACUUUAUUAAGAGCAAUAUCUAGAGCCAGGCCUAAAGUAGCCCCUUACCCAUUCACAACCUUAAAACCUUACUUAGGCAUUGUAGAGUAUGAAGACUACGAACAAAUUGCUGUAGCAGACUUACCAGGCCUUAUUCCGGACUCGCACAAAAACAAAGGCCUUGGGAUACAGUUUUUGAAGCAUGCGGAACGUUGUAUGGCCUUGCUGUACGUUUUGGAUGCUUCCCUGGACGAGCCUUGGACGUAUCUGGAAACUUUACAGUUCGAAUUGGCACAGUUUAGUGCAAAUUUGCAGGAGAGGCCCCAUUUGGUUUUGGCCAAUAAAAUCGAUUUGCCAGAGGCUAGGGAAAACGUGCAAAAAAUUAGAGAUAGGACUGGGCUGAAUGUGAUCGGGGUUAGCGCUAAAACUGGCGAGAAUUUGGGAAGUUUGUUGAGGGAGCUUAAAAUAAUUUACGAUAGGAAUAAGGAUAUGGAAGUAGGAGAAGAAGAAAAUAAAUUUUUAUAGUUUUUAAAAGUUGGCACCAUUGUUUUUUUAUUUGAAAUUUUACAUGGCCUACUAAGAUAAUGAAAGUUAUUGAGUUGCAGUGUUAUACUAACUGUAAAAUUUCGGUUUUAAAGAUGGCCUACUAGGAUUUGUAACUUAUCGGGUAUUGCCAAAUGUAAAUUUUUGUACCCAGAUAUUUGGCUCUAGUGUCGCCAACAAAUAAAGAUACGCAAUACUGUGCAUGUUUGAAAUUUAUAGUUAAAUUAGGGUUUGUUUGUUUCUGUUCGGGGCAGCAUUUCCUAUUUUUGGGCGUUCGUUUCUGAGCGUUUUACAUGGGUGGAUCUGCCAUAAUCUCAAAUAAUACAGCUCAGUUCAAGUGCAUAUUUAGAGUUUAUAGUUAAAUUCCUAGAACUGUUAAGACUUAUUUAGAAUUAGUCUGGAGCCGAUUCAAGUUGUACCGCGAACAAAGAACUUUGAACUGCAUGAGCGAACUUUUCCGAACCGAAGCUAUCACACUUCGAACCAGGGAUUUUAUUCUAUUCCAAACGAGUACUGAAUACGAAACUAAAACUCGGAACUUUUUUUACCACAUAAAACACUCCGAAUCAAUUUUUAAGGAUCCUAUUCAACUCUGAAAAGGUUCAAAACUGGAAACGUUCGGAAUUAAUCUGGAAGUGAUUCUAGUUGUACCGCGAAGAAAGAACUAUGAACUGCACAUGCGAAUAAUUGGAAAUCAGGAGGCGAACCACAAACAAUUGCUAUCGAUAAGAGAAUUUCGCCUGACUUCUCACCUCGUCCACACGUUAGUCGCCAAAACUGCCAACCCAAAUGUUCGUUUGGUGUGGCAGUUUUGGCGACUAACGUGUGGACCAGGUGAGAAGUCAGGCGAAAUUGUCGAGAACUUAUCGAAAGCGAUUGUUUGUGGUUCGUCUCAAGAACUAGUAAAUAUUUUCUUGAAUAAUCACAAUCCAAACUUUAGCUGGGAUCACGAUAAGUAGAAUUCUACUUUUAUGACGUCAGGUUGCUUAGCCUGUACUGUAUGCGAUAAAUAAAUCGCGGGUGACGUCAUGAAAGAAGAAUAAAUAGUUCCGUAUCAAAACUAAUUAAUAGAUUUGUGAACGCCUCCGAACGAAUUCAUAACUGUUUUCGGGUGUUAAGCGUCAAGACUCUAGAGCACUCCAGUCUUGACGCGCAUUGUACCCUUUAUAAAUAAAUACACCCGAACCCUUACUUUUCUCAGUUGAAUUUGACAAUGUGACGAUGAAAAAGGUUGGUGAGACAAGCACGAAGACAAUACGAUCAGCUCCAGAGUAUGAAAUCUGCCUAGACGAACGGGCUAAAGCGCAGACGAAGUAUAUGGGAGUAACUUUGGAGUGCUCAAACUGUGACACCCAAAAGCGGCUCAAAAAUAA